CACACACACACACACUCUUUUUUCACCUUCCUUGCUUCUCCACAUCCAGCUUACUUCAUCUAACAUAUGGAAGGCGAAGACGGGGCGUCCGCGCCUUCCACUCCCGUGACGCCUGGCACGCCAGGCGCCCCUCUCUUCGGCGGCUUCAGGAAUGGGAAUAGGAGACAACCUUCCCUCCUUAGGAGUAGUUGCAAAUGCUUCAAUGUUGAAUCAUGGUCAUUGGAAGAUGGGCCCUUGCCCUCUCUCUCAUGCUCAUUCCCUUCCCCUCCCAUCUCCCUUGCAAGAAAGGUGGGAGCAGAGUUUAUAGGCACACUAAUCCUAAUAUUUGCCGGGGCCGCGACGCCGAUAGUCAACCAGAGGACCGGAGGGGCAGAGACGCUCCUCGGGCUGGCUGCGUCGUCAGGGCUGGCAGUCAUGAUAGUCAUACUCUCCACGGGACACAUCUCCGGGGCCCAUCUCAAUCCGUCAGUCACAUUCGCCUUCGCGGCUCUCCGCCAUUUCCCAUGGAAACACGUGCCGGUGUACAUAGGUGCACAAAUUAGUGCAUCACUAUGUGCUUCAUUUAUGCUAAAGGCUAUUUAUGAGCCAAUGAUGGGAGGAGGGGUGACUGUGCCUGGUCCCACAGUGGGAUAUGCUCAAGCAUUUGCAUUGGAGUUCAUCAUCACCUUCAAUCUUAUGUUUGUUGUCACUGCAGUUGCUACUGAUACAAGAGCUGUGGGAGAGCUUGCGGGGAUUGCGGUUGGAGCUACUGUCAUGCUCAAUAUACUCAUAGCCGGGGAAAGUACGGGAGCAUCGAUGAAUCCGGUUAGAACUCUAGGGCCGGCGAUUGCUGCAAACAACUACAGAGCCAUUUGGGUGUACCUAACUGCACCAAUCUUGGGAGCUCUGGCUGGGGCCGGUGUUUAUACGGCUGUGAAGCUGCCUGAUGAAGGAGGCGACAAGCCGUUGGGAGAACAUAGUUUCAGGAGAUGAAUUAAGACUACACACAUAUGUAUGAGUUUACAUGUAACAAGAUGCUCAAUGUGGCCUCUCUCUACUUACUCACCAAUGUACAUAUGGAUCAAAUAAGAUUUAAAUUUACAUCCAAACACCAAACAUCAACAAACAAAUCAAUAAUAUUCAACUCUAUUUUUAAUACU
Messenger RNA from Salvia splendens (bonfire salvia), 1139 nucleotides. Its product is annotated as aquaporin NIP6-1. Gene Ontology annotation, biological process: transmembrane transport. The record is from RefSeq and is a predicted model, not a curated record. The transcript has 5 exons. Gene Ontology annotation, molecular function: channel activity. Gene Ontology annotation, cellular component: membrane. NCBI's taxonomy places the organism in Eukaryota, Viridiplantae, Streptophyta, Magnoliopsida, Lamiales, Lamiaceae. The coding region runs from base 67 to 972 and encodes 301 amino acids.